This is a messenger RNA of Orbilia oligospora ATCC 24927, 1446 nucleotides long. RefSeq lists its product as uncharacterized. The record is from RefSeq and is a predicted model, not a curated record. Bases 1 to 1446 code for a protein of 481 amino acids. The transcript is spliced from 5 exons. Gene Ontology annotation, molecular function: beta-glucosidase activity. Gene Ontology annotation, cellular component: cell surface; extracellular region. NCBI's taxonomy places the organism in Eukaryota, Fungi, Ascomycota, Orbiliomycetes, Orbiliales, Orbiliaceae. Gene Ontology annotation, biological process: glucan catabolic process.
AUGGCAGCGGCUUCUACGACCGGUAUCCUCAAAGUCAAAGGAACCGAUAUUGUAGAUAAGGAUGGAAAGACCGUCCUACUUCGAGGGGCCGGCAUUGGCGGAUGGAUGAAUAUGGAAAACUUCAUCUCAGGGUAUCCCGGUCGAGAAUAUCAAAUCAGAACAGCCCUUUCGAAAGUACUAGGCCAAGAGAAGUCGGACUUCUUCUUUGACAAGUUUCUUGAAUACUUCUUUACAGAAUCCGACGCCAAGUUCUACAAAAGCCUCGGACUGAAUUGUAUCAGAGUACCAUUCAACUACCGACACUUUGAAGAUGAUAUGAACCCCAGAGUUCUCAAACCAGAGGGUUUUAAGCAUCUCGACAGACUUAUUAAUAUAUGUGCAGAUCAUGGGAUCUACACAAUUUUAGAUCUCCAUACUGCGCCGGGUGGACAAAAUGGUGACUGGCACGCAGAUGUCGGUCACCACAUUCCUGAAUUUUGGACUCACAAGGAUUUCCAAGAUCGUGGUAUCUGGCUAUGGGAACAAUUAUCUGCGCAUUAUAAAUCCAACCCAUGGAUAGCAGGUUACAACGUUCUUAACGAACCCACAGAUCCAACUCACUAUCGUCUUCAGCUCUGGUAUGACCGCGUGUACAACGCCAUCCGUGCCAUCGACCCCGACCACAUCCUUUUCCUUGACGGAAACACCUUUGGCUCGGAUUUCUCACACUUUGUGCCUUCGGAGACUUGCCAAAAAUGGGAGAAUGUAGUCUAUAGUGUUCAUGAUUACUCACGCUAUGGAUUCCCCGCAUCGAAGGAGUGGUAUACAGGAUCCGAAGAGCAAAAGCAGCAAGUCAGAAAAAACUAUAAUAAGAAAGUCGAGUGGAUGUUGCAAAAUAAUCUACCGGUCUGGAAUGGAGAAUGGGGACCGGUUUAUGCGAGGCCGUGGUUCGAUGGCGACGAUAGCGAUAGGAUUAAUGAGAGCCGCUUGAAAUUGUUGGACGACCAGUUAACUAUCUAUGAUGAGGAGAGGAUUCCGUGGAGUAUCUGGACCUACAAGGAUAUUGGAUUUCAAGGUAUGGUAUAUGUCUCCCAGGACACACCAUACAUGAAGCUCCUACAACCAUUCUUGGAAAAGAAACAGCGUAUGGCAAUUGAUUCCUGGGGUACAAAUGAAGUGCAUAUUGCACAUAUUGUCGAGCCGAUCCGGGAGCACCUCACAAAGAAUAUCGCUCCCGAGUAUAGGAAUCUGUAUCCUUACCCGGUCAUUCCAUACGACUCACGGGUUAGCAAGAUUGCAAUCAACAUACUUACGGCCGAGUUUUUGGUUCAAGAGUGGGCUGAUUACUUCAAAGGGAAGAGUUUUGACGAGCUGGACGAGAUAGCCUCGAGCUUUAGGUUUGAGAAUUGCUUGCAGAGGGAGAGCUUGAAUAAGGCUCUAGUAGCACACAAAGAUGUACAUCAGUGA